Messenger RNA from Anopheles marshallii, 951 nucleotides. RefSeq names its product zinc finger protein 267-like. Lineage: Eukaryota; Metazoa; Arthropoda; Insecta; Diptera; Culicidae. Bases 1 to 951 code for a protein of 316 amino acids. The transcript has 2 exons. Gene Ontology annotation, molecular function: zinc ion binding. The record is from RefSeq and is a predicted model, not a curated record. Gene Ontology annotation, cellular component: nucleus.
AUGAAAGAAAACGACAAGGAUUUGGAAAAAAUGCUAGCCAAACUACCGGACGUGUGCCGAGUUUGUUUUUCGGAAGAUUCCGACAGUCAGACGGAUUUGUACCACAUCGACGAUUUGUACGUGAAACCAGACAGUAUGAAGCAUGUGAAUUCAUUCCGCGACAUUCUAGCUAUUUUUGUAACCGAUGAGUUUGAAUCACAUGGAGAAUUGAUACCAACGAGCAUUUGUGCCAACUGUACAUCACGAGCACAGAGCGCGUAUGAGUUUGUCGAGCAAUGCCAACAAUCAGACAAGCAGUUGGAACAAUACUUCAAAAGUAUAAGGAAGACAAAAACACCAAAAGUUAGAACCGAACCAAAGCAAUCUGAGCGAUUUGCACCAGCAUCCUGCACGGAGGAGGACAUCGUGAAUGUUGAAGAAGUAACGAGUUCGCCUUUCAAAGGAGAUGGAGAAAAACACCCCCAGCCAACCUCAAACGAUGGCAAGAAAUCGGAAUUAAAUACGAAACUGCAAGACAAUCGAUGGAGCUGCGACAAAUGCGACAAGAGCUUCAGUCGGCCGCAAACGUUACGCCGACACUCUUGGAUACAUGACGACACAGGCCGCAAUAAGAAAGCUUGCAGUCUGUGUGGUCGCCAGUUUUUACGAUCGGAUGAUUUAACGAGACACAUGCGGACUCACACCGGUGAGCGUCCUUACGAGUGCAAACUGUGCUUGAAAUCGUACAAGCAGAGAUCGGAACUGAAAGAACACAUGCUGACACACAGCCGGGAAAAACAUUUCAAGUGUUCUUUGUGUAGCAAACAGUUUUCCUCGCGUAAUGGUCUGUACGUGCACUUGAAGCUGCACAAAGGAGAAAAGCCACACGCUUGUACACAUUGCAACAAACGAUUUACCACAACCAGCGAGCGAGUUUCCCACAUUCGGCAUAUACAUUCAUCCAAAAAAUGA